AUGGCGUUUGUUGCUCCUCCUGGCUAUCAGCCUGUCUACAACCCUAGAAUUCCAUAUUUAGGGCCGAUCUAUGGAGGCUUGAGGGAAGGGAUGUCCAUCUACUUCCAGGGGUCCAUUCCUGAGGACAUUACCAGGUACUUCAUCAACCUGCUGUGUGGAGAGUCUGAGUCCAGUGACGUCGCCCUCCACGUCAACCCUCGCUUUGACGGCUGGGACAAAGUGGUCUUCAACUCUCGCCAGAAUGGAUCCUGGGAGUCAGAGGAGAAGAUUCGUGACAUGCCCUUCAGCAAGGGACAAGCCUUUGAAAUGAUCAUCCUGGUCAAUUCUCAGGGCUACCAGAUCAAAGUCAAUGGACAAGAUUUCCACACGUUCUCACACCGCAUCCCUGUGGAGAGAGUGUGUGCUCUGCAGAUCUCAGGAGAUGUUUCCAUCCAGACAAUAAAUGUCAUCGGGGGGGCUCAAGGUGGUAUGAACUGCUAUCCUGGAGGAAUGGGAGGUGGAAUGGGAGGAGGCAUGGGAGGAGGAAUGGGAGGAGGAUAUCCAGGAGGUGGCAUGGAGGGAGGAUAUCCUGGUGGCAUGGGAGGAGGCAUGGGGGGAGCACACCUGCCGGGCAUAGUUGGGCAACCUGAAUACAACCCUCCUGUGCCCUAUUCCAGCAUGAUCCCAGGAGGGGUAUCCCCAAAGAGAACCAUCAUCAUCAGAGGCAUGGUGCCUUAUGGAGCAGACAGGUUGAGUGUAAACUUCUUGGUCAGCAGGUCCCGGGACAUCGCCUUCCACCUGAACCCCAGACUGGGUGAGGGGGUCGUGGUGAGAAACAGCAUGACUGGAGGCAGGUGGGGCCAGGAGGAGAGAGAGCUCACUUUCAACCCCUUCAUGGAGGGACAAUACUUUGAUAUGUCGAUUCGCUGCGGAAACCAGAAGUUCAAGGUGUUUGUGAACGGGCAGCACCUGUUGAACUUCUUCCACCGCCACCAGCCCUUCACUGAGGUCGACAUGCUGGAGAUAGAGGGAGACGUGCAGAUCUCCUACAUCCACUUCUGAAGCAACACAUCUAAGCACUGAACUAUUCAUGGAUUAUGACAUUUAUCAU
Myripristis murdjan (pinecone soldierfish) is the source of this 1090-nucleotide messenger RNA. RefSeq names its product galectin-4-like. The record is from RefSeq and is a predicted model, not a curated record. NCBI's taxonomy places the organism in Eukaryota, Metazoa, Chordata, Actinopteri, Holocentriformes, Holocentridae. Bases 1 to 1041 code for a protein of 346 amino acids. The transcript is spliced from 13 exons. Gene Ontology annotation, molecular function: carbohydrate binding.